Molecule: messenger RNA, 1123 nt
Organism: Ilyonectria robusta
Lineage: Eukaryota; Fungi; Ascomycota; Sordariomycetes; Hypocreales; Nectriaceae
Exons: 1
Coding region: 252-944 (230 amino acids)
Source: RefSeq, a predicted model, not a curated record
GGGGGAUGAUCCCUUAUUAUAGAGACCUGGGCUACCCAGGGCUGACGAUGCUGACGAUGCUGACGAUGCUGACGCUGCAUACCCCGAACAAGCAGGUCGUCGGAGGCUUUCAGAGGGCGGCGGCACCUACGCAAUCUUGGCGUGCAUUAUGAAGGUGCAAAUUGCACUCGACGGCACGGCUCUUCCGAGCUCCGCUCAAAGUCUCCGUCCGUAUCCUUCGUACAAAUAUGGGCCAGUGGCCGGCCGAGUGAAUGGCUGGGCCCUGUUUGUCCAUGGGCGUAUUGAUCGAGGUGACGUUGGGAGUCUGGCCUCAGUUAUGCAGCGCUCGCUCAAGCCUGACGAGAAUUCGGCCCCCAUCAUCAUCCGACACCAUCUCAUGGCAAAACUUCAACGGUGGCUUAAUGCCACUUCCCUUCCAUCUUGUGUUGUUGGGGGUUUCUUUUUCUGAAUCAAUUCAUUUACACCUCUGCCCAUUGCAUCGCCUCUGUCCACACUUCAGCUCCCCUCCGAUCCAGCAACCACAACAACAGCCAUCCGAAAGAGGGCCCUCCUACGCACCAGGCCCUCCCUUCUUCUCUUCUCUUCUCCUCUUUUCUCUUCUCUUGCCUCCUCUGCCGUUCCGUGGGACGUCCUCUGCACCACGCAGUCCCCAAUUGCGAUUAGAGCCGCAAGGGCCGUUGUCGUCCAUCGGAAACCAGAACAACAUCAUCUCCCCAUCGCCAUCGAUCAAUCUCUCCUUCAGCCCACCACUCUCGCGCACGCGUCCACUGAUCCUUGCCGCCAGGCGGCACACAAGCUUCCCGAGCCUCAACCAUCCCCACACCCAGGCGGGAAAUGGCCUCUCUGGUCAAAGCCUGCGACUCAGCGCGUUUCCAAGCUCAACAACACAUCAGCCUCGCGGGGUAUAUCCUUCGCAGGUUGCCGUAGAAUUCUCAAGUCGUUAAGAGCCAUGUGACAGCGUCUGUCGUUCAAAAGGUAGUUGAGUGAAUGAUCCAAGGGAAGGUGUCAUAAUGCGGAGAUCCGCCCAGAGACCCUGUAGUAACCAAGGAUCCGCACAAACAAGUCUAGGUGAAAAGAUAUAAAAAAAAGGAAAAUUGUUGGUAGAUGUCGUCCCCUGCUUCGC